Adineta steineri is the source of this 975-nucleotide messenger RNA. The record is from the annotation of a GenBank genome assembly. Lineage: Eukaryota; Metazoa; Rotifera; Eurotatoria; Adinetida; Adinetidae.
AUGAGUAUCGGACGAUAUUAUCACACAUCAUCCACAUUAACAAAUGGAUCAGUAUUAGUUGCUAGUGGAUUGGACAUGAGUAGCAGUAAUACUAAUAGUGCUGAAUUAUACAAUCCAUCGACAGGUACUUGGACAAUCACAGGAAACCUGAAUGCUGCACGAAGUUUUCACACAGCAACCACAUUAGCAAAUGGAAUAAUAUUAGUAACUGGUGGACAGUACAGCAGUAGUGUUUACAAUAGCUCUGAAUUUUACAAUCCAUUAACAGGCACUUGGACAACUACAGGAAGCAUGAAUGUUGGACGAACACAACACACAGCAUCCAUAUUAGCAAAUGGAUUAGUAUUAGUUGCUGGUGGAAUUAACGGUGUUUAUCUCAAUAAUGCUGAAUUGUACAUUCCAUCAACAGGUGCUUGGGCAACUACAGGAAGCAUGAGUGUCGCACGAUGUCGCCACACACAAACUACAUUAGCAAAUGGAUUCGUAUUAGUUGCUGGUGGAGAGGAUAGCACCAGCGGUAGAAGUAUCAAUAGUGCUGAAUUGUAUAAUCCAUCAACAGGCACUUGGACAACUACAGGAAGCAUGAGUGUCGCACGAGAAUAUCAUACAGCAGUGCUAUUAGCAAAUGGAUCAGUAUUAGUUGCUGGUGGACUCGAUAGCAGUAGUAAUAGCCUCAAUAGUGCUGAGUUGUACAAUCCAUCGACAGGCACUUGGACAAUCACAGGAAACAUGAAUUUCGUUCGAUAUUCUCACACAGCAUCCACAUUAGCAAAUGGAUUAGUAUUAGUUGCAUCUGGUGUUUAUUUGCUUAAUAGUGCGGAGUUGUACAAUCCAUCAACAGGCAUUUGGACAACUAUAGCAAAUAUGAGUAUCUCACGACAGCAUCACACAGCAUCCACAUUAGCAAAUGGAAAAGUAUUAGUUGCUGGUGGACAGGGCAGCAUUAGUAGUUUCAUUGGUGCUGAGCUUUAUUAA